UUUCGUUUUUUCAUGUUUUUUCAUUUGCUCUAAUCAACAAAAAUAUGUCUUCUGCAAAGAAUAAUUUUAAUCAUUUGUUUCAAUCAAAAAAUCCAUAUGAUAAUCGAAGUAAUAUACCAUCGGCCAUAAAAUCGGCAAGUCGUAUUCCACAUCGUCCAAUGAUUGAUCAUGGUGGUAUUGGAUUUAAUGGUUUUAAUUCGGUAAAGAAAAAUGGUAUCGGUACCAAUUUAUUUGGUCUUACACCGCAAACAAAACGAACAUCAUAUAUUCCAAGUAGUGUUGUAUCAAGUGCACGAUUAUCAACGGCAAGUAGAUCAUCCGUUUCAUCACGAUAUUCAACAUCGAAAGAUAAUCGACCAUUAUCCGAUCAAAAUUAUCAUCGUGAAUGUGCGGAUAAAAUUGUUGAAUUUCUUAACAUGAAUGGUUAUGAACCACAAUUAACACGUCAAAAUUUAUUACGUUUAUCAUUGAGUGAAGCAUCACGAAUAUUUCAAUUUUUAUUCUCAUUUUUUAAUGAAAACAUUAUUAUUAAAAGUGGUGCACAAACAUCGUUAAAUAUUGUCGUACCAAAACAAAUGCAAUUACUUGGCUAUCCAUAUUCGAUAAAAAAUUCUGAUUUAACAUCAUUCAGUGGUGGUCGUCAACUUGGUACUGUUCUUUCUAUGUUCGAAUCUCUUUUCGUUUUAGCAAGCUAUUUACAAAAUGUUGAUGCAAAUCGUUUGAUUGGAAGUAAUUAUUUUUUCUGGUCUGAAGAUGGUGAAAUUAUGUUCGAUAAUGAUGAUACAGUGGAUAUGAAUAAAGUUCUACCACGUUUACAUGAUCUAUUGCCUAUGCUUGAUUGGGAUAUUGAUGAAGAAAAAGAAAAUCAUUUUAAAUUAAUUGAACAGAAAGAAAAGCAUUUAAAAUUAUUGGCCGAAAAACUUUAUGGUACACAAGAACAAUCGAAAAAAUUACAUGAUGAAAUUGAUGAACUUGAACUAUCGAAACAAAAAUUGGAUCAAGAAAUAUCUUAUCUAAGUGAAUUGCCAAAUGAUCUACAAAAAUUGGUAGAUGAUUUUGAAAAUUGUCAAAAAUAUAUUGAAGAAAUGAUUGAACAUAACAAGGCAAAUUUAAAGGUAAAAAAUGCUUUAAACGAAGAGAUUGAAUCGAAUAAAGAAGAAUUGAUAAAAUUAAAGGCCGAAAAUAAACGAUUAGAAGCGUUGGUCGAUUCACAGAAACAUCUUGUCAUUGAAUAUCAAUAUGCAAUUGAACGAAGAAAACAACUACAGGAAGAAAUUGAACAAGCUGAACAGGAAAAUCAGAAUACAAAAUCAACAAUAUCAACAUUAACAUUGGAAAUUAAACGUGAACAUUCUAAAUUAGAAUCAUUAAUGCGUGAUAUUAGUGAAAUGAUUUCAUUGAUUUGUGUAAUGUAUGAAAAUUCUAAAAUUCAUCAAUUUUUAUUGGAUGAAUCGAUAAAAUUUCAUAAGAAUAAUGAAUGGGUAGAAUUUAUAGCUAAAUUUGAACAAUUCAAAUCGAAAAUAGAUGAAAAUUUUGAUGAAACAUUUGAUUCAUUGGAAAUAAUAAUGAUGAAAAAUUUGAAAGAUUUUCGUAUGCAUCUAAUUCAACAGGAAACAACAUUGAAAACACAAAUAUCAUUAGAAGUUGCCUGUCAGAAUCAAAAACAACAAAAACAAUGUGAUCAACAACGACAAGAAUUUAAAGUUCUUGAAGAAAAAUUUAAACAAAUUUGGCAACAAAAAAAUGAUAUUGAAAUUGAACAUCAAAAUAAAAUUGAUGAAUUGAAUAAAGAAAUUGAACAAUUAAAAAUGAAAAUUAAUGAUGUUGAAAAAUUAUUUACAACAAACAAAUUAUCGACAAAUGAAUUGGAUGAAAAAAUUGACAAUUUAGAAGAAGAGAUUGUUGAGAAAAAAUAUCAAAUCAUGAAUGAUUAUCGUGAACGUGAUAAACAAUUUAAACAAUAUGAAUCAAAAUUGAUUAUCGAGAUUGAAGAACGACAAAAAAAAGUCGAACAAAACAUUUGUGAACUGAAAAAAAUUGUGGCCGAAAUGAAAAAAUUGUAA
Molecule: messenger RNA, 2063 nt
Organism: Dermatophagoides pteronyssinus (European house dust mite)
Lineage: Eukaryota; Metazoa; Arthropoda; Arachnida; Sarcoptiformes; Pyroglyphidae
Product: kinetochore protein NDC80 homolog
Biological process (GO): attachment of mitotic spindle microtubules to kinetochore
Cellular component (GO): Ndc80 complex
Source: RefSeq, a predicted model, not a curated record